AUUGCUCAGGAUAUAUAUAAUCCAAACAACCCUCCUAAAGAGCAACUUUAAAAAAGCCCUCCACGUCUGGCAAAACUUUUUCCUUGUAAAUAAAAACACAGCGUCUAAGCAAUUUCUGCAAAAAACAAUUUCCAUAUGCUUAAAUUUUAAGUCAAGAAAAAGUGUCCCAUUGUUUGUGGAUGAAAGCCUGAACUUAAUUGGGCUUUACUUUACAGCUCGUUACUGUCCGGAGACUAGCUAAGAGAGCAGGACAGGCAAGCACGGACUCGCACAGCCCUCCUGCACGUCUCGAACGUGGGGCCUGAGGUUUGCAUUCGCAUGGCUAAAUGCUAAUCCCAGUGUUUAAAAUCAGAAGUCAUCCUUCACCUGGAAUACACUUUAACUGAGGUUUUUAAAAUCAGAAAUCCAUUUCCCUCAGAAUUUGUUUCUCAAACCACCGGGAGCUGCGGAAGCUGCAAACGUGGUACGUGCUUGCGACCGCACGUUUUUAUUUUUGGGCACAGCAAACGCGGACUCUUCCUGUUUCACUCAACUUGCCAACAUCUAAAUCAAGGACAGGGACAUUCGGCGUGUGUGACACACAGACGGAGAUACGCGGAACACAUUCACUCACACCGGUGCCCGUUGAGAGGAAGUUCGGGAUGCAGUAAAAGUACAUUCUCGAGCUGAGCCCAGGUUUCAAGUAACGCCCGUUUCACAAGGCACUUACGCCUCUAAAGGAGCGGUGCCCCUGAAAAUAGCACACCAGGGACGCAUCAUUUAAAUAAAUGCUUUUCUUUGCCCGAACAGAAGUUCAGAUCUGCUCAAUGAUCAUUAAUUUUGUUCUUUGAUUUCCUUUGAGAGCAUGAACAGAGAGAACUCGUGCCCUUUGAGGCUGCUGGAGCUGCCCUCCGCAGGGUGGUGUGACCCGCGAUUUCCGCCCCCCCCCGCCCCCCACCGCCGCGGCGCGCAGAUCAGGGGAUGGGGAAAAGAGUGCUUGUGUGUGUAUAUUUGUGAAAAUGUGCCAACUCGCCUAGAAUUAAAGAAAAAGUGGAAACGUGGGUGAAAAACUCAGUGCACAUGUUGGCAGCAUCUAAAAAUGAUGUUAUCUGUCCAGAAUCCUCAGAACAGGUGUCCCAGGAAUGAGUCCGGAACCGUGCAACAGGCGACAGAAGAGUCCACAAACCUCAGCCACCGCGAUCGUUUUUUAUUACACCCAUAAAAAGCAAACCCUGGGUUUCCACCCGUGCGCCAAAGCGCGUGGAUAGACGCGGAAACCCAGUAGCCCUCUCCUUCAUCCUGCGGAGUUUUCCAAGCUGUGCGAGAGUUGGGGUGUGUGGGGCAGGGUCUGCAGUCCUCAGGUUUAGGGUCGAGUCGUGGGGGAGCGCGGUGGGCGGGGGUGGCAUGCGGAAGGCGGAGGAUAGCGCGCAAGCCAAAAAGCGCAAAAGGCCCGGGGCUCACGCGGUACCCGUGGCGAUUAGCUCCAGCAACGCUACCCAGGAGGGCGGACUCUUUCUUCACUCUCGCCGUCUCCCCCGCCCUCUUCCUUUUUAAAGGACGCCUUGCAGGCAGAGCUGUCAGCUAGCGGGAGGUCGUUUGUACUCGUCCGCAGUCAGGCUGACUCCCGCGCUCUUGAUAGACAGGGGCGGGCACUGAGGGGCCGCUGGUCCAGGGACCAGCACGUGGGGAUCUCAAAUACUCCUGCCUUCCGGCUCUGUUUGUGAGCCGGUGACAGCCCCAAGUCCGGGCACUGUGCGGCCCGGGAGUUGUCAGCCCCGGGCGCGAUGGCUCCCUUGAGGAGUGGAGAGGGAGGUGGUCAAGGGUUCCGCGCUCCCCUUGCGCUGGGAGCAUUAUGAGCCGGGCAAAGGACAGCAGCAGCAGCCCCAGCAGCACCUUCUGCAGGCGCCUCCCCCGGGCCCUAGCCCUCUGGCCCCCACGCGCCAUGCCGACCCCUGGACUGCGGACCCCGCAGCGCAGUCCCUGCUGCCUCCCUGGCCCCUGCUAACCCACGCGGGAGUGGCCUCAGCCAUCGAGGCAGCUGCCCACGCCGCACCCCGGGGGAGGCGGAACCGCUGUGCACGCAGAGCCUCGGCUCAGCAGCCCUUGGCUCUCCAGCUGCGUCCCCAUCCCGGCCGCCCACCGCGCCCGCAGCCAUGGGGCCGCUGCUGGCGCUCUACCUCCUUCUGGGCUGGCUGCGCUGGAGCCCGGCAGGCGCCCAGCAGUCCGGAGAGUAUUGCCACGGUUGGGUAGACGUGCAGGGCAACUACCACGAGGGCUUCCAGUGUCCGGAGGACUUCGAUACGCUGGACGCCACUAUCUGUUGCGGCUCCUGCGCGCUGCGCUACUGUUGCGCCGCGGCGGACGCCAGGCUGGAGCAGGGCGGCUGCACCAACGACCGCGGCGAGUUGGAGCACCCAGGCAUCACCGCGCAGCCUGUCUACGUUCCUUUCCUGAUUGUCGGCUCCAUCUUCAUUGCCUUCAUCAUCCUGGGCUCUUUAGUGGCAAUCUAUUGCUGCACCUGCUUGAGACCCAAGGAGCCCUCCCAGCAGCCAAUCCGCUUCUCACUCCGCAGCUAUCAGACAGAGACCCUGCCCAUGAUCUUGACCUCUACGAACCUCAGAGCACCUUCCAGGCAGUCCAGCACAGCGACCAGCUCCAGCUCCACAGGGGGCUCCAUCCGAAGGUUCUCCUUUGCCAGGGCAGAGCCAGGCUGCCUGGUGCCCUCCCCGCCUCCACCGUAUACCACAGGCCACCCGAUCCACCUGACCCAGCCGUCGAGUUUCCUGGUGUCACCCCAAUACUUUGCUUACCCGCUCCAGCAGGAGCCCCCACUGCCUGGGAAGACCUGUCCAGACUUCAGUUCCAGUUGACAGGCCACGGCCAUAAAGCCACCAUGUAGUACUGUGGCAGACAGGUGGAUGCCGCUGCCAUUGCCACAAGUGUUUCUGAGGAAAAUCUCUUGAACCCAGCAAUGGCAUGGAGAGAGUGCUAAGAAAAUGCGACGCCUUCUGGUCUUUAAGUUUCCUGGCUCUGAUCACAGAGCAACUGGGUUAGAUAAUUGCUUUCUUGCUUUGAAAACAUGGUGACCAUUACAUUUCAAUGUAUGCUACUUUUAUUCAAAAUAUACAGCAGCUCAACUCUAAAGUUGCAAACAGGCUGAAGAUUUUUAUUGGACAACUCAGCUAUACUGUUUAGAAAAGGUCUACAUUUUUUUUUCAUUAGAAGUUGUUCAGUGAGUUAUAAUACAAAUAUAUACUUAAAUAAGCAAAGGAAAAUACCUGAUUAUAAUUACUGAAGGUUCACUUAAAAGAAUUAACUACCAAGUAGACGGAGUGGACCAUGAACAACCUAUUUGUGACUUUGGAAGCAAAACCUAACCAGGAGUAAUGUUAGCAUCAUAAGAAACAGUUACUGUUUAAUAACUACAUUUUGUUUAAAAUAUGAGAGCUUUUUCAGAAUGCAAGAUCUCAGUAACCACAGGAGGAGUUUACAGUGUUAAAAUAUUUACUCAGAUGCUCACUGUAGCACAGAGCGUAUAUCAAGGCAUUUCCCUACCACCUGAGGGGAUAUUUAUGGCAGACUUUUUGUUCAGCAAUAUUUCAUGUUUAAAUGAAAGUUGGACAGUUGGGUCUUAAAGCAUUUACAUGUAAAAUGAGUUAUGUACAAAUGUAAAGAUGUGUAAUUUAAUGGAUUUACCCCAUGGACGGUACUAAUUAUUUAGUAGUCACACUGUAAUUUUUUGUAUUAAUAAUAACUGUGGAGUCCAAAGUCCAGCUACUGGUUACAAUCAUCUAAUAUUGCGUAUCACAAAUGCCACUGAAUUCCAUGUCUGAUGGCUACAUAUUUGGGCAUAUAUCCUGCUGGGUGAGAAUAAAUAAAAAUACUUUGUUUUCAUGAAACCU
Molecule: messenger RNA, 3881 nt
Organism: Phyllostomus discolor (pale spear-nosed bat)
Lineage: Eukaryota; Metazoa; Chordata; Mammalia; Chiroptera; Phyllostomidae
Gene: SHISA3
Product: shisa family member 3
Exons: 2
Coding region: 2133-2849 (238 amino acids)
Source: RefSeq, a predicted model, not a curated record